AUGCAACUGUUCGUCAUUUGCCUUCUGGCGGCCACCACAGCCGCCUUUACCCUCUUCGGGCCACACAUUCGCAUCGUUCCGGGCGCGAAGCCGAACGAGAUUUUACUCCACUUCCGUAAUCCCUGCAAUAAUAAGACCAGCACCACGACCCUAAGGCCGCCGCAGCCACCCUGCAAGCAGCAUCCCACCACGCCGGCCUGCGAGCACAGGAUCACCAGUCCAGCGCCCACGAAGACACCUUGCCCGCACGACACGACAACUCCACACCACUGCGGCACCCCACUCCCAACCACCCCGUCCAGUGACUGCGGACACAGCACGACAACUCCGCACGACUGCGGGCCAGGUCCCACGACAAGCAGGGCUACCACCCCCAAGCCAACAUUCGAAACCACAAUAAAGACAACCCAUAAGACCACGACUCCGACACCAACACAGUCAACGACUGCCAAGCCCACAGAUGCAACAACCAAGCCGACGACUCUGAAACCAUCAGAGACAACGACUGCCAAACCCACAGAUGCAACAACCAAGCCGACGACUCUGAAACCAUCAGAGACAACGACUGCCAAACCCACAGAUGCAACAACCAAGCCGACGACUCUGAAACCAUCAGAGACAACGACUGCCAAACCCACAGAUGCAACAACCAAGCCGACGACUCUGAAACCAUCACAGACAACGACUGCCAAACCCACAGAUGCAACAACCAAGCCGACGACUCUGAAACCAUCAGAGACAACGACUGCCAAACCCACAGAUGCAACAACCAAGCCGACGACUCUGAAACCAUCAGAUACAACGACUGCUAAGCCCACAGAUGCAACAACCAAGCCGACGACUCUGAAACCAUCAGAGACAACGACUUCCAAAUCCACAGAUGCAACAACCAAGCCGACGACUCUGAAACCAUCAGAGACAACGACUGCCAAACCCACAGAUGCAACAACCAAGCCGACGACUCUGAAACCAUCAGAGACAACGACUGCCAAACCCACAGAUGCAACAACCAAGCCGACGACUCUGAAACCAUCAGAGACAACGACUGCCAAACCCACAGAUGCAACAACCAAGCCGACGACUCUGAAACCAUCAGAGACAACGACUGCCAACCCCACAGAUGCAACAACCAAGCCGACGACUCUGAAACCAUCAGAGACAACGACUGCCAAACCCACAGAUGCAACAACCAAGCCGACGACUCUGAAACCAUCAGAGACAACGACUGCAAAGCCUACAGAUGCAACAACCAAGCCGACGACUCUGAAACCAUCAGAGACAACGACUGCCAAACCAGCAGAUGCAACAACCAAGCCGACGACUCUUAAACCAUCAGAGACAACGACUGCCAAUCCCACCGAUGCAACAACCAAGCCGACGACUCUGAAACCAUCAGAUACAACGACUGCCAAACCCACAGAUGCAACAACCAAGCCGACGACUCUGAAACCAUCAGAGACAACGACUGCCAAACCCACAGAUGCAACAACCAAGCCGACGACUCUGAAACCAUCAGAGACAACGACUGCCAAACCCACAGAUGCAACAACCAAGCCGACGACUCUGAAACCAUCAGAGACAACGACUGCCAACCCCACAGAUGCAACAACCAAGCCGACGACUCUGAAACCAUCAGAGACAACGACUGCCAAACCCACAGAUGCAACAACCAAGCCGACGACUCUGAAACCAUCAGAGACAACGACUGCAAAGCCUACAGAUGCAACAACCAAGCCGACGACUCUGAAACCAUCAGAGACAACGACUGCCAAACCAGCAGAUGCAACAACCAAGCCGACGACUCUUAAACCAUCAGAGACAACGACUGCCAAUCCCACCGAUGCAACAACCAAGCCGACGACUCUGAAACCAUCAGAUACAACGACUGCCAAACCCACAGAUGCAACAACCAAGCCGACGACUCUGAAACCAUCAGAGACAACGACUGCCAAGCCCACAGAUGCAACAACCAAGCCGACGACUCUUAAACCAUCAGAGACAACGACUUCCAAGCCCACAGAUGCAACAACCAAGCCGACGACUCUUAAACCAUCAGAGACAACGACUUCCAAACCCACAGAUGCAACAACCAAGCCGACGACUCUGAAGCCAUCAGAUACAACGACUGCCAAGCCCACAGAUGCAACAACCAAGCCGACGACUCUGAAACCAUCAGAGACAACGACUGCCAAACCCACAGAUGCAACAACCAAGCCGACGACUCUUAAACCAUCAGAGACAACGACUGCCAAAACCACAGAUGCAACAACCAAGCCGACGACUCUGAAACCAUCAGAGACAACGACUGCCAAGCCCACAGAUGCAACAACCAAGCCGACGACUCUGAAGCCAUCAGAGACAACGACUGCCAAACCCACAGAUGCAACAACCAAGCCGACGACUCUGAAACCAUCAGAGACAACGACUGCCAAACCCACAGAUGCAACAACCAAGCCGACGACUCUGAAACCAUCAGAGACAACGACUGCCAAACCCACAGAUGCAACAACCAAGCCGACGACUCUGAAGCCAUCAGAGACAACGACUGCCAAACCCACAGAUGCAACAACCAAUCCGACGACUCUGAAACCAUCAGAGACAACGACUGCCAAACCCACAGAUGCAACAACCAAGCCGACGACUCUGAAGCCAUCAGAGACAACGACUGCCAAACCCACAGAUGCAACAACCAAUCCGACGACUCUGAAACCAUCAGAGACAUCCACUGCCAAACCCACAGAUGCAACAACCAAGCCGACGACUCUGAAACCAUCAGAGACAACGACUGCCAAAGCCACAGAUGAAACAACCAAGCCGACGACUCUGAAGCCAUCAGAGACAACGACUGCCAAACCCACAGCUGCAACAACCAAGCCGACGACUCUGAAACCAUCAGAGACAACGACUGCCAACCCCACAGAUGCAACAACCAAGCCGACGACUCUGAAACCAUCAGAGACAACGACUGCUAAGCCUACAGAUGCAACAACCAAGCCGACGACUCUGAAAUCAUCAGAGACAACGACUGCCAAACCCACAGAUGCAACAACCAAGCCGACGACUCUGAAACCAUCAGAUACAACGACUGCCAAACCCACAGAUGCAACAACCAAGCCGACGACUCUGAAACCAUCAGAGACAACGACUGCCAAACCCACAGAUGCAACAACCAAGCCGACGACUCUGAAACCAUCAGAGACAACGACUGCCAAACCCACAGAUGCAACAACCAAGCCGACGACUCUGAAACCAUCAGAGACAACGACUGCCAAACCCACAGAUGCAACAACCAAGCCGACGACUCUGAAGCCAUCAGAGACAACGACUGCCAAACCCACAGAUGCAACAACCAAGCCGACGACUCUGAAACCAUCAGAGACAACGACUGCCAAACCCACAGAUGCAACAACCAAGCCGACGACUCUGAAACCAUCAGAGACAACGACUGCCAAUCCCACCGAUGCAACAACCAAGCCGACGACUCUGAAACCAUCAGAUACAACGACUGCCAAACCCACAGAUGCAACAACCAAGCCGACGACUCUGAAACCAUCAGAGACAACGACUGCCAAACCCACAGAUGCAACAACCAAGCCGACGACUCUGAAACCAUCAGAGACAACGACUGCCAAACCCACAGAUGCAACAACCAAGCCGACGACUCUGAAACCAUCAGAGACAACGACUGCUAAGCCUACAGAUGCAACAACCAAGCCGACGACUCUGAAACCAUCAGAUACAACGACUGCUAAGCCCACAGAUGCAACAACCAAGCCGACGACUCUGAAACCAUCAGAGACAACGACUGCCAAACCCACAGAUGCAACAACCAAGCCGACGACUCUGAAACCAUCAGAGACAACAACUGCCAAACCCACAGAUGCAACAACCAAGCCGACGACUCUGAAACCAUCAGAGACAACGACUGCCAAUCCCACCGAUGCAACAACCAAGCCGACGACUCUGAAACCAUCAGAGACAACAACUGCCAAACCCACAGAUGCAACAACCAAGCCGACGACUCUGAAACCAUCAGAGACAACGACUGCCAAGCCCACAGAUGCAACAACCAAGCCGACGACUCUGAAACCAUCAGAGACAACGACUGCCAAUCCCACCGAUGCAACAACCAAGCCGACGACUCUGAAACCAUCAGAGACAACGACUGCUAAGCCUACAGAUGCAACAACCAAGCCGACGACUCUGAAACCAUCAGAGACAACGACUGCCAAAGCCACAGAUGCAACAACCAAGCCGACGACUCUGAAGCCAUCAGAGACAACGACUGCCAAACCCACAGAUGCAACAACCAAGCCGACGACUCUGAAACCAUCAGAGACAACGACUGCCAAACCAACAGAUGCAACAACCAAGCCGACGACUCUGAAACCAUCAGAGACAACGACUGCCAAUCCCACCGAUGCAACAACCAAGCCGACGACUCUGAAACCAUCAGAGACAACGACUGCUAAGCCUACAGAUGCAACAACCAAGCCGACGACUCUGAAACCAUCAGAGACAACGACUGCCAAACCCACAGAUGCAACAACCAAGCCGACGACUCUGAAGCCAUCAGAGACAACGACUGCCAAACCCACAGAUGCAACAACCAAGCCGACGACUCUGAAGCCAUCAGAGACAACGACUGCCAAUCCCACCGAUGCAACAACCAAGCCGACGACUCUGAAACCAUCAGAUACAUCGACUGCCAAACCCACAGAUGCAACAACCAAGCCGACGACUCUGAAACCAUCAGAGACAACGACUGCCAAGCUCACAGAUGCAACAACCAAGCCGACGACUCUGAAGCCAUCAGAGACAACGACUGCCAAACCCACAGAUGCAACAACCAAGCCGACGACUCUGAAACCAUCAGAGACAACGACUGCUAAGCCUACAGAUGCAACAACCAAGCCGACGACUCUGAAACCAUCAGAGACAACGACUGCCAAACCCACAGAUGCAACAACCAAGCCGACGACUCUGAAGCCAUCAGAGACAACGACUGCUAAGACUACAGAUGCAACAACCAAGCCGACGACUCUGAAACCAUCAGAGACAACGACUGCCAAACCCACAGAUGCAACAACCAAGCCGACGACUCUGAAACCAUCAGAGACAACGACUGCCAAUCCCACAGAUGCAACAACCAAGCCGACGACUCUGAAACCAUCAGAGACAACGACUGCCAAACCAACAGAUGCAACAACCAAGCCGACGACUCUGAAACCAUCAGAGACAACGACUGCCAAUCCCACCGAUGCAACAACCAAGCCGACGACUCUGAAACCAUCAGAGACAACGACUGCUAAGCCUACAGAUGCAACAACCAAGCCGACGACUCUGAAACCAUCAGAGACAACGACUGCCAAACCCACAGAUGCAACAACCAAGCCGACGACUCUGAUGCCAUCAGAGACAACGAUUGCCAAACCCACAGAUGCAACAACCAAGCCGACGACUCUGAAGCCAUCAGAGACAACGACUGCCAAUCCCACCGAUGCAACAACCAAGCCGACGACUCUGAAACCAUCAGAUACAUCGACUGCCAAACCCACAGAUGCAACAACCAAGCCGACGACUCUGAAACCAUCAGAGACAACGACUGCCAAACCCACAGAUGCAACAACCAUGCCGACGACUCUGAAACCAUCAGAGACAACGACUGCCAAACCCACAGAUGCAACAACCAAGCCGACGUCUCUGAAACCAUCAGAGACAACGACUGCUAAGCCUACAGAUGCAACAACCAAGCCGACGACUCUGAAACCAUCAGAGACAACGACUGCCAAACCCACAGAUGCAACAACCAAGCCGACGACUCUGAAGCCAUCAGAGACAACGACUGCCAAACCCACAGAUGCAACAACCAAGCCGACGACUCUGAAACCAUCAGAGACAACGACUGCCAAACCCACAGAUGCAACAACCAAGCCGACGACUCUGAAACCAUCAGAGACAACGACUGCCAAUCCCACCGAUGCAACAACCAAGCCGACGACUCUGAAACCAUCAGAUACAACGACUGCCAAACCCACAGAUGCAACAACCAAGCCGACGACUCUGAAACCAUCAGAGACAACGACUGCCAAACCCACAGAUGCAACAACCAAGCCGACGACUCUGAAACCAUCAGAGACAACGACUGCCAAACCCACAGAUGCAACAACCAAGCCGACGACUCUGAAACCAUCAGAGACAACGACUGCUAAGCCUACAGAUGCAACAACCAAGCCGACGACUCUGAAACCAUCAGAGACAACGACUGCCAAACCCACAGAUGCAACAACCAAGCCGACGACUCUGAAGCCAUCAGAGACAACGACUGCCAAACCCACAGAUGCAACAACCAAGCCGACGACUCUGAAACCAUCAGAGACAACGACUGCCAAACCCACAGAUGCAACAACCAAGCCGACGACUCUGAAACCAUCAGAGACAACAACUGCCAAACCCACAGAUGCAACAACCAAGCCGACGACUCUGAAACCAUCAGAGACAACGACUGCUAAGCCUACAGAUGCAACAACCAAGCCGACGACUCUGAAACCAUCAGAGACAACGACUGCUAAGGCUACAGAUGCAACAACCAAGCCGACGACUCUGAAACCAUCAGAGACAACGACUGCCAAACCCACAGAUGCAACAACCAAGCCGACGACUCUGAAACCAUCAGAGACAACGACUGCCAAACCCACAGAUGCAACAACCAAGCCGACGACUCUUAAGCCAUCAGAGACAACGACUACCAAACCCACAGAUGCAACAACCAAGCCGACGACUCUGAAACCAUCAGAGACAACGACUGCCAAACCCACAGAUGCAACAACCAAGCCGACGACUCUGAAACCAUCAGAGACAACGACUGCCAAUCCCACCGAUGCAACAACCAAGCCGACGACUCUGAAACCAUCAGAUACAACGACUGCCAAACCCACAGAUGCAACAACCAAGCCGACGACUCUGAAACCAUCAGAGACAACGACUGCCAAACCCACAGAUGCAACAACCAAGCCGACGACUCUGAAACCAUCAGAGACAACGACUGCCAAACCCACAGAUACAACAACCAAGCCGACGACUCUGAAACCAUCAGAGACAACGACUGCUAAGCCUACAGAUGCAACAACCAAGCCGACGACUCUGAAACCAUCAGAGACAACGACUGCCAAACCCACAGAUGCAACAACCAAGCCGACGACUCUGAAACCAUCAGAGACAACGACUGCUAAGCCUACAGAUGCAACAACCAAGCCGACGACUCUGAAACCAUCAGAGACAACGACUGCUAAGGCUACAGAUGCAACAACCAAGCCGACGACUCUGAAACCAUCAGAGACAACGACUGCCAAACCCACAGAUGCAACAACCAAGCCGACGACUCUGAAACCAUCAGAGACAACGACUGCCAAACCCACAGAUGCAACAACCAAGCCGACGACUGCCAAACCCACAGAUACAACAACCAAGCCGACGACUCUGAAACCAUCAGAGACAACGACUGCUAAGCCUACAGAUGCAACAACCAAGCCGACGACUCUGAAACCAUCAGAGACAACGACUGCCAAACCCACAGAUGCAACAACCAAGCCGACGACUCUGAAACCAUCAGAGACAACGACUGCUAAGCCUACAGAUGCAACAACCAAGCCGACGACUCUGAAACCAUCAGAGACAACGACUGCCAAACCCACAGAUGCAACAACCAAGCCGACGACUCUGAAACCAUCAGAGACAACGACUGCCAAACCCACAGAUGCAACAACCAAGCCGACGACUCUGAAACCAUCAGAGACAACGACUGCCAAACCCACAGAUGCAACAACCAAGCCGACGACUCUGAAACCAUCAGAGACAACGACUGCCAAACCCACCGAUGCAACAACCAAGCCGACGACUCUGAAACCAUCAGAUACAACGACUGCUAAACCCACAGAUGCAACAACAAAGCCGACGACUCUGAAACCAUCAGAGACAACGACUGCUAAGCCUACAGAUGCAACAACCAAGCCGACGACUCUGAAACCAUCAGAUACAACGACUGCCAAACCCACAGAUGCAACAACCAAGCCGACGACUCUGAAACCAUCAGAGACAACGACUGCCAAACCCACAGAUGCAACAACCAAGCCGACGACUCUGAAACCAUCAGAUACAACGACUGCCAAACCCACAGAUGCAACAACCAAGCCGACGACUCUGAAACCAUCAGAGACAACGACUGCCAAUCCCACCGAUGCAACAACCAAGCCGACGACUCUGAAACCAUCAGAUACAACGACUGCCAAACCCACAGAUGCAACAACCAAGCCGACGACUCUGAAACCAUCAGAGACAACGACUGCCAAACCCACAGAUGCAACAACCAAGCCGACGACUCUGAAACCAUCAGAGACAACGACUGCCAAACCCACAGAUACAACAACCAAGCCGACGACUCUGAAACCAUCAGAGACAACGACUGCUAAGCCUACAGAUGCAACAACCAAGCCGACGACUCUGAAACCAUCAGAGACAACGACUGCCAAACCCACAGAUGCAACAACCAAGCCGACGACUCUGAAACCAUCAGAGACAACGACUGCUAAGCCUACAGAUGCAACAACCAAGCCGACGACUCUGAAACCAUCAGAGACAACGACUGCCAAACCCACAGAUGCAACAACCAAGCCGACGACUCUGAAACCAUCAGAGACAACGACUGCCAAACCCACAGAUGCAACAACCAAGCCGACGACUCUGAAACCAUCAGAGACAACGACUGCCAAACCCACAGAUGCAACAACCAAGCCGACGACUCUGAAACCAUCAGAGACAACGACUGCCAAACCCACCGAUGCAACAACCAAGCCGACGACUCUGAAACCAUCAGAUACAACGACUGCUAAACCCACAGAUGCAACAACAAAGCCGACGACUCUGAAACCAUCAGAGACAACGACUGCUAAGCCUACAGAUGCAACAACCAAGCCGACGACUCUGAAACCAUCAGAUACAACGACUGCCAAACCCACAGAUGCAACAACCAAGCCGACGACUCUGAAACCAUCAGAGACAACGACUGCCAAACCCACAGAUGCAACAACCAAGCCGACGACUCUGAAACCAUCAGAUACAACGACUGCCAAACCCACAGAUGCAACAACCAAGCCGACGACUCUGAAACCAUCAGAGCCAACGACUGCCAAACCCACAGAUGCAACAACCAAGCCGACGACUCUUAAACCAUCAGAGACAACGACUGCUAAACCCACAGAUGCAACAACCAAGCCGACGACUCUGAAACCAUCAGAGACAACGACUGCUAAGACUACAGAUGCAACAACCAAGCCGACGACUCUGAAGCCAUCAGAGACAACGACUGCCAAACCCACAGAUGCAACAACCAAGCCGACGACUCUGAAACCAUCAGAGACAACGACUGCCAAACCCACAGAUGCAACAACCAAGCCGACGACUCUGAAACCAUCAGAGACAACGACUGCCAAACCCACAGAUGCAACAACCAAGCCGACGACUCUGAAACCAUCAGAGACAACGACUGCUAAGCCUACAGAUGCAACAACCAAGCCGACGACUCUGAAACCAUCAGAGACAACGACUGCCAAACCCACAGAUGCAACAACCAAGCCGACGACUCUGAAACCAUCAGAGACAACGACUGCCAAACCCACCGAUGCAACAACCAAGCCGACGACUCUGAAACCAUCAGAUACAACGACUGCCAAACCCACAGAUGCAACAACCAAGCCGACGACUCUGAAACCAUCAGAGACAACGACUGCUAAGACUACAGAUGCAACAACCAAGCCGACGACUCUGAAGCCAUCAGAGACAUCGACUGCCAAACCCACAGAUGCAACAACCAAGCCGACGACUCUGAAACCAUUAAAGACAUCGACUGCCAAACCCACAGAUGCAACAACCAAGCCGACGACUCUGAAACCAUCGGAGACAACGACUGUUAAGCCCACAGAUGAAACAACCAAGCCGACGACUCUGAAACCAUCAAAGACAACGACUGCCAAACCCACAGAUGCAACAACUAAGCCGACGACUCUGAAACCAUCAGAGACAACGACUGCUAAGCCCACAGAUGAAACAAGCAAGGCGACGACUCUGAAACCAUCAGAGACAACGACUGCCAAACCCACAGAUGCAACAACCAAGCCGACGACUCUGAAACCAUCAGAUACAACGACUGCCAAACCCACAGAUGCAACAACCAAGCCGACGACUCUGAAACCAUCAGAGACAACGACUGCUAAGACUACAGAUGCAACAACCAAGCCGACGACUCUGAAGCCAUCAGAGACAACGACUGCCAAACCCACAGAUGCAACAACCAAGCCGACGACUCUGAAACCAUCAGAGACAACGACUGAUAAGCCCACAGAUGCAACAACCAAGCCGACGACUCUGAAACCAUUAAAGACAUCGACUGCCAAACCCACAGAUGCAACAACCAAGCCGACGACUCUGAAACCAUCGGAGACAACGACUGUUAAGCCCACAGAUGAAACAACCAAGCCGACGACUCUGAAACCAUCAGAGACAACGACUGCCAAACCCACAGAUGCAACAACCAAGCCGACGACUCUGAAACCAUCAGAUACAACGACUGCCAAACAAACAGAUGCAACAACCAAGCCGACGACUCUGAAACCAUCAGAGCCAACGACUGCCAAACCCACAGAUGCAACAACCAAGCCGACGACUCUUAAACCAUCAGAGACAACGACUGCUAAACCCACAGAUGCAACAACCAAGCCGACGACUCUGAAACCAUCAGAGACAACGACUGCUAAGACUACAGAUGCAACAACCAAGCCGACGACUCUGAAGCCAUCAGAGACAACGACUGCCAAACCCACAGAUGCAACAACCAAGCCGACGACUCUGAAACCAUCAGAGACAACGACUGCCAAACCCACAGAUGCAACAACCAAGCCGACGACUCUGAAACCAUCAGAGACAACGACUGCCAAACCCACAGAUGCAACAACCAAGCCGACGACUCUGAAACCAUCAGAUACAACGACUGCCAAACAAACAGAUGCAACAACCAAGCCGACGACUCUGAAACCAUCAGAGACAACGACUGCUAAGCCCACAGAUGAAACAACCAAGCCGACGACUCUGAAACCAUCAAAGACAACGACUGCCAAACCCACAGAUGCAACAACCAAGCCGACGACUCUGAAACCAUCAGAGACAACGACUGCUAAGCCCACAGAUGAAACAACCAAGCCGACGACUCUGAAACCAUCAAAGACAACGACUGCCAAACCCACAGAUGAAACAACCAAGCCGACGACUCUGAAACCAUCAGAGACAACGACUGCUAAGCCCACAGAUGAAACAACCAAGCCGACGACUCUGAAACCAUCAAAGACAACGACUGCCAAACCCACAGAUGCAAUAACCAAGCCGACGACUCUGAAACCAUCAGAGACAACGACUGCUAAGCCCACAGAUGAAACAACCAAGCCGACGACUCUGAAACCAUCAAAGACAACGACUGCCAAACCCACAGAUGCAACAACCAAGCCGACGACUCUGAAACCAUCAGAGACAACGACUGCUAAGCCCACAGAUGAAACAACCAAGCCGACGACUCUGAAACCAUCAGAGACAACGACUGCUAAGCCCACAGGGGAAACAACCAAGCCGACGACUCUGAAACCAUCAAAGACAACGACUGCCAAACCCACAGAUGCAACAACCAAGCCGACGACUCUGAAACCAUCAGAGACAACGACUGCCAAACCCACAGAUGCAACAACCAAGCCGACGACUCUGAAACCAUCAGAGACAACGACUGCCAAACCCACAGAUGCAACAACCAAGCCGACGACUCUGAAACCAUUAAAGACAUCGACUGCCAAACCCACAGAUGCAACAACCAAGCCGACGACUCUGAAACCAUCGGAGACAACGACUGUUAAGCCCACAGAUGAAACAACCAAGCCGACGACUCUGAAACCAUCAAAGACAACGACUGCCAAACCCACAGAUAGACAAACGACUGCUAAGCCCACAGAUGCAACAACCAAGCCGACGACUCUGAAACCAUCAAAGACAACGACUGCCAAACCCACAGAUGCAACAACCAAGCCGACGACUCUGAAACCAUCAGAGACAACGACUGCUAAGCCCACAGAUGCAACAACCAAGCCGACGACUCUGAAACCAUCAGAGACA
This is a messenger RNA of Drosophila persimilis, 12204 nucleotides long. Its product is annotated as mucin-2. The record is from RefSeq and is a predicted model, not a curated record. Lineage: Eukaryota; Metazoa; Arthropoda; Insecta; Diptera; Drosophilidae. The annotation marks the transcript as partial. The transcript is spliced from 2 exons.